GUAGUGAGGUCAAAUCUUGAUAGAAUUUUUGAAUUUAGUCCCGCUGCGAGUGUCGUAUUGUAAGCAUCAUGCUGACUCGAAACGUUUGUAUCGCGAUAUUUGUUGAAUAAUUUUCGUUUUAUAAUUUUUCUGGAGGAUUUUUUGUUGGUUUUUUUUGGGGAAAGAAUAGCGAGAAAUGAUAUUGUUUCUGUUGUGAACAAAAUGUUUGAGAAAUGAGAAUUUGCAAUGAAUUUUACAUUCAAUUUUUUUAUGAUUUUAUUUGUUUGAAGCUAAAAUAAUUGACGGAAUUUUCGUUUUCACAGAUCUUGUGUCAUACUUGUGUGUAAAUUGUGUGGUAAUAGAAUUACCAAAAUUGUGUUUUGAAUCCAAAAAAAAGAAGAAGAAUUCUGUGUUUUCGUGACUGAUCGACUUUACGUUGACAGUAGAGAGAAAAGAAAUAAUAAAAAAUUGCGCAAUUUCGAUUUGGUGCAACAAUUUAAAGAAGAAAAUCGGGACAUUUAACAGCAAAGCGUUUACAGAGACAAAAACAAUUUAAAAAUGAUGAUGAACGCAUUCAUGGAACCCGCCGCUCCACCACAUCAUGCUCAUUUAGCAUCGUACGGUCUAAAGAUGUCACCCACUCAUCCGUCUAUGAUGCAAGACAAUACCAUGACAAUGGGCACCACACACACGGAUAUUUCGUCGUCAACCGGUCAACAUCCAUAUCAGACCUCGAAUUCCGGAUAUCCGACCCAUCCACAUCCCGCCUCACACAUGGGCCACAUAAAUGGUCCGCCAAUAUCCAGUUACUCGCGCGAUUUCUUACUUAAACGACCGGAUAAUGAAUACUUUCCAGCGCCGACAGGUCAACCGCAAAGCGAUUCGAUGCUAUUUCCAUCCAUCCAUCACACGCAUCCUAGUGUACACGACAAUCAAUUCGGCAAUCACAAUUUCCAGCAUCACCAAAUGCGUAUGGGCAUCGUACCGGAAUACAAUCCAUACCAUCAUCCGCACCAAACGAAUUUUCCGCCGGUACAUCAUCACAAUCUGACGAAUCUGCCAGUCAAUCCGAGUUCGUCGGGCGCAUUUUUUCGUUACAUGAGACAUCAGCCGGCGGCUAAACAGGAGAUGCAAUGUUUAUGGGUGGAUCAGGAAACGUCACCGCAUCAGAUCAAUCGUAACAAGCAGUGCGGUAAAAUGUUUAGCACAAUGAGUGAAAUUGUUGGACAUUUAACGGUCGAACAUGUUGGCGGGCCGGAGUGCACAACGCAUGCCUGUUUUUGGAUGGGAUGUUCGCGGAACGGUAGACCGUUUAAAGCAAAAUACAAAUUAGUGAAUCAUAUUCGUGUACAUACUGGAGAAAAACCGUUUCCCUGUCCGUUUCAUGGCUGUGGAAAAGUGUUUGCACGAUCGGAAAAUUUGAAAAUUCACAAACGGACGCAUACGGGUGAAAAGCCUUUCAAAUGUGAACAUGAGGGAUGUGACCGCAGAUUUGCCAAUUCAUCGGAUCGAAAGAAACACUCACAUGUGCACACGUCAGACAAACCGUACAAUUGCCGAGUGAACGGCUGUGAUAAAUCGUAUACUCAUCCGUCGUCGUUGCGAAAGCAUAUGAAGAUACAUGGUAGUGUGGGCGAAAAGUCUCCAACCCAUACAUACGAAAGCGAUGGUGAGGAAGACUCUACCUCAUCGAGUAUAAUAACUGGCGGCACACAAACACCACCGUCCCGUUUGGGCGAUAAUCAUUCACAUAAGACACACACGCCUCUCUCCAUCAAAUCGGAACACCAUUCACAGCACAAUAAAUCGCCGUUGACGGGCAGCAGUGCUAUGACCGCAAAUACGUCCCCAUACUUAGGAUCGCAUCAUCAAGCUACGUCGCCAACGGCAUCCAAUUCGCCAAUGCUAGUCGGUCAUCAUAAUCAUCAUCUGCUCUAUCACCAUUCACAGCAUCCGAACGAUUGGUACCAUUCAUCCGCCGCACCGACGGGCGAUGCAAUGAAUCAUCUGAAUCAUUUCAGUCAUCAUCAUCAUUUGGUGCAUCAUGGAGCGACCACAGCGUAUUGAAGUCAGGAGGAAUUAGAAUAUUUUCAUUGUAGUAAAUUGACGUGUGACUAUAAUUCAUGAUCAUGAGAUGAAAGUCAUCGUUCUGAAACAUCAGACACCAUCGAGUCGUUGGGCGUUUUUUUUUGCCGCCGUAUAAAAUUGCGAUUCAAAUGAGAACCAUAAGCCAAUAGAGGUUAUCGAUACUGGGCCUGUGAUAUCUAUUUGUGAGGAGUGCCAACUCGUAUGAUGGUUGGUAUUGGUUCAUUUUCGAUGACCGUUGAGAAAGCCUUUGCGUGUUUUUCGAAAUGUUGCCGAUUGAUCACAUCGAUAUUCCACUGUGAGUUCUUGGCUGGAGAAAUUGAAGAAGUUAUCGAACCUCAGCGGUCUGAAUUCAAAGACCUGCUUGAAAUUAGAUUGCUCAAAUGGAGUAAUUGGGGUCGAGGUGGGAACUGAGGAGAGUAUACAAUCAUCUCAACAGAAUAGACAGGUCAAAAGACCUUAUAGAUUCUUGUGGUCUAGCACCUGAAACCGAUCCUUAGGCAUUGCCAUCUUUACACCGGCCUUAGGCUUUGCAACCUUGAUUGUUAUAGAUAAAAGAUAGGGAUAAAUAUCUGUCGUUUAAAGUUGGAAGGCGCAUUAACGGCUUUCUAUUCAAAAGUAGGAGAUUCUAGUAUUAAAAGAAGUAAGACUCGGGGGUAACAAAGGAUAUUUUAUCUGUGUUUUUGCUUCAAAACGAUUGAAGUCGCCGUCAAUCUAACGGUCCAUAAUAUCGUUAAGCCUAAUUUAAAUUUAAAGAAAUUAGUUGAACAAGUUUCCUUGCACUUUCUAUAACCGAAUUGCCCUCUAUGGGAUGAUGAUCUGUUCUUCAACAAAAGAGUUACAAAAGUAAACAUGUUCCGAAAAAUUAGGGCCAUAACCUGUACAGUGGCAGACAUACGUCAGUACUUAUAAGCUAGCUUCCUAAUCUAUUCUUCGAAAAACGAGAAUCAAACGUUGUUCAUGUGAAGAAAUUUCCGUUUAAACGUAUUAAGGUUAUGUGACCCCCACCACUUUGUUAGAACGGCGAACCACUAAACUUUUCGUUUCGGGUAUGUUUCGAAAAAAGCCAACGAAAUUCAGACAUGACAUGAUUUAUCGAUUCACAUUAUUUUUUUCAAGCUUAAAAAAACCGAUUCGUGCCUGCGCUUUUCAUCAAUGUAAAAUUUUUAGUAUAAAAAUAGUGAAAGAAAAACAAAAACAAAGUUUGAAAAAUCAAAUUAUUACUAUACGAGAACACAAGUCAUUAUACGAUUUUAUCAAAA
Molecule: messenger RNA, 3326 nt
Organism: Bradysia coprophila
Lineage: Eukaryota; Metazoa; Arthropoda; Insecta; Diptera; Sciaridae
Gene: opa
Product: Zic family member odd paired
Biological process (GO): regulation of transcription by RNA polymerase II
Cellular component (GO): nucleus
Molecular function (GO): RNA polymerase II cis-regulatory region sequence-specific DNA binding; DNA-binding transcription factor activity, RNA polymerase II-specific
Source: RefSeq, a predicted model, not a curated record